Molecule: messenger RNA, 285 nt
Organism: Stereum hirsutum FP-91666 SS1
Lineage: Eukaryota; Fungi; Basidiomycota; Agaricomycetes; Russulales; Stereaceae
Exons: 2
Source: RefSeq, a predicted model, not a curated record
UAUCGCUCAUGGUGCAAGAAGACCGGCUUUGAGUCCAUGCUACCUGAGGAUACCUCUGCACGAAAGAAAGCCGCUCACUCUUCUGCUGCAACUCUGGAUCAAAGCACGCUCGACGCCUACACAAGGCCAAUUGAGACACCUCCGCCCGCCUACAGCGACGAUGUGUUCGGUGAUGCAGCCAUUGACUGGACUAUCGCCACUGACCAGCCGCUGAGCGUGUUUGACCACCCAAAGUACCAGGAAAUGAUCGCGAUCGCCGCCCGUACUAAGAACGGUGUCAAGAUA